GCAGGGGGAAAACAUAGCCGAUAUUGGGGGUCUGAAAUGCGCCUACCGGGCUAUGGAAGCCGCUCUAAGGGACCACCCCGAUAGCGAUCAGGUGAUUGACUCCCUCACCCCGGCGCAGAGAUUCUUUGUCAGUUGGGGUCAGUUCUGGCGCACUAAAUCCAGAGACGACUAUCUCAUUAAGCAACUCGCGAGUGACCCUCACAGCCCCGGCAACAUCCGUGCGUUUGUACCGCCGUCUAAUCUGGAAGAGUUCCAUGCCGCUUUUGAGAUCAAUGAGACCAACAAGAUGUACUUGGCACCGGAGAAGCGAGGCAAUGUGUGGUGAACGCAUUCAUAUACGUAUAGCAUCGAGUGAUAAAUUACAUAGAACUUAGUUGCAGAAGCUACCCCGAUGAUUAAAACGUAAACGAGGACAGAUAUGUAUUGGUGCAUUUGUGCGGCCGUCAAAUCUGAAGAAAGUUCUGUUGUAUGCUCGAUAUUACAUACACCAGCAAUAUCACCACUUGAACUGGAUAAACGUGGUAUCUGAGAUGUAUGGCAAUGCGUGUUGCACGCGUUCACAGGCUUGAACGGAUAUACUUGAGCAGAUGCACUUACACCUCACUGGUAAAGUGGCAGAAGAUUUUAAUUGUAGUGUACAGAACAGGACUGGAGUUGCUGAUACUAAUUGCAAAAGGGUUUCUAGUGUUUUUUUAAAUAAAAACAAAAAGAACAUCCUGCAUCCUUCUCAUACUGCGAUGGUGAACGUUCCACCUCUCUACUAGGCACCAGACUCCUAACUUAUACAUAUGAUAAGAUAUUAUCAUGUGUUGUAGAUAUAUAUCUCUAAUUCAUAAACGUGAUAGAAUAUUAUCACAUAUGUUUCAGAUAUAUAUAUCUAUCUUCACGAUAAGAGUAAUAUCAUAAAUGUUUUAGAUAUAUCUCCAACUCAUAAAUAUGAUAGAAUAUUGAUCAAA
This is a messenger RNA of Sphaeroforma arctica JP610, 956 nucleotides long. RefSeq lists its product as hypothetical. The coding region runs from base 53 to 325 and encodes 90 amino acids. Gene Ontology annotation, molecular function: metalloendopeptidase activity. Lineage: Eukaryota; Ichthyosporea; Ichthyophonida. The transcript is spliced from 3 exons. Gene Ontology annotation, biological process: proteolysis. The record is from RefSeq and is a predicted model, not a curated record.